GUCUCCAAGCCGUCGUUACUCUGCUCAACCUCUGCUGUGCUUUUUCCUCAGGUUUAUCUGCAGCUCAUCGGCCGUGACAUCAUGAAUCUGUGGCUCAGCUCUCACUUCCUGGUUGUGGGUUUGUUUGUGUGCAGCGCAGCGCCGACACCUGAAGAAUGUUCCCAGCUGGUCGCACCGCUGUCUGGGGACAUCGCCUCCAAGAUGCAUGGCAGUUGGAACUUUCUGGUUGGUUACACUCAAGGUGAAUUAUUCAACCACUUCCUGAAGAUCACCGAAAGCUCAAGGCUGAACAUCACAAACAGCAGCGAUGGUGAAGUUGGAUUUUCUGAGAACAACAAGAUGAAUGGACAAUGCUUCAGCUCGUCGUCCAAGGCGACGAUCGACGGUGACACGGCAACAGUGUCGACCAUGAACGUCACGUCUGUGUUCCACGUGUUAUCGAGCAGUGACGACUGUCUGGUCUUCAACAUCAACAGCACCGUCGGGAACCUGGAUCAGAUGCUGAGAUUCAUGAACAUCAGCAUCUCUGGAGCCGAGGGGACGACGGUUCAGUCUCUGUAUCUGAUGGGCCGGGAGUCGACAGUGAAGUAUUCGGACCUGGAGCAUUUCAAGCAUCAGGCGAGCUGCCUCGGCUUCUCCAGAGAACCAGACUUUCACCACAACCUGAAGAAAGAUUUCUGCACCGAGGGAGAAUCCGUCAAGUUGUCAUUCUGAAGUCGAAACUCAACAGUCGUCAAUAUUUCAGACUGAGCAACAAGAAGUAAAGACACAAAUUUCUCCAAACAUCAAA
Messenger RNA from Hippoglossus stenolepis (Pacific halibut), 790 nucleotides. RefSeq lists its product as uncharacterized. The transcript has 6 exons. Bases 82 to 714 code for a protein of 210 amino acids. The record is from RefSeq and is a predicted model, not a curated record. NCBI's taxonomy places the organism in Eukaryota, Metazoa, Chordata, Actinopteri, Pleuronectiformes, Pleuronectidae.